ACGUCAGCUGGCUUCCGCUCCGGUCACCGUGGCAACGCGUCCUGCAGUCGUGGCAACGCAUCCAAGCGCCUGGUGACCUGUAUGGAGCCGCUGAGUAAUCUCCCCGGCCCUCCAAGCGGCGAUCUGUGAAUACACAUAUAGGAGAGGAUUAACACUGUGUACAAGGCACAUAUGCUAAACUUAAACAUCAAUAAAUAAUGAUCAUGUAUAAUCACUUGGUGCAUUGGGCAUAAUUGUACCCAAGGCCGACCAAUAUAUAUACCUCAUCUAUUAAAGUGUGCCGUAAGUGGUGAAGGAAGGGUAGACAAAGAGAGAAAAGAGAGGAAAACACACAAAGUGAUCAGAAUACAGCUCCAUAUUGUCCAGCGUGUAAAUCUCGUCGAUCAAGAAAAGUCCCUGUUAGACCAAACCAGCCAGGCUCCGGGUUCCGUUCCCAGUUGUAUGCGAAUACAAACAUGAAAUCAAUGGCGGCAACCCUAUUGCUGGGUGUAACACUUCUACUUACAGGUAUCUGUUCAACUGCAAACUUCACUUUCCCAGAUCAAGGGAGGAGAGUUACUGACACGACAACAGAUACAUUUUAUUUUACUGCAACUUUGUCAACUUUAUCGUUAGAACAAACACCCGAAACGACUGAAAAAACGUCGGUGACGGACGUAACAAGAGAAAACAUUUCAUUGAUGUCACCAGCAUUAACGUUACCACUGUCUGAUUUAAGGAUUGACAGAACAGUGAUUUAUAGAAUGCAGGCAGAAGAAUUACCCAUAAUGAAUACAAUAGUAUUUCCUGUAUCCGAUACAACACUGGAAGAAACACCCCCAGUCUCUGAACAUAUAGAGGAGGAAACAUCACCAGUCUCUGAACAUACAGAGGAGGAAACAUCACCAGUCUCUGAUUAUACGGAGGUGGAAACAUCACCAGUCUCUGAUUAUAUGGAGGGGGAAACAUCACCAGUCUCUGAUUAUACAGAGGAGGAAACAUCACCAGUCUCUGAUUAUACGGAGGAGGAAACAUCACCAGUCUCUGAACAUACAGAGGAGGAAACAUCACCAGUCUCUGAUUAUACGGAGGGGGAAACAUCACCAGUCUCUGAACAUAUAGAGGGGGUAACAUCACCAGUCUCUGAAUAUACAGAGGGGGAAACAUCACCAGUCUCUGAUUAUACGGAGGUGGAAACAUCACCAGUCUCUGAUUAUACGGAGGUGGAAACAUCACCAGUCUUUGAUUAUACGGAGGAGGAAACAUCACCAAUUACUGAAUAUACGGAGGGGGAAACAUCACCAGUCUCUAACACAACACAGGUUGAAAUAUCUGAAUAUAUUGAUACAACAGUAGCAGAUACAGCCACUGUAACUGAUACAGCACAGGCCGGAACAACUUAUUUGUCUGAAACAGCACAGGCCGGAACAUCUACUGUGACUUAUACAACAGUAGCAGAAACAUCUUCUGGGUCUGAAACAGCACAGGCUGGAACAUCUUAUGUGACUGAUGCAGCACAGGAUGGAAUAUCUCAUGUGACUGAUAUAUCACAGACUGGGACUACCGAUGUAAUUCAUAUAACAGCAACAGAAACAUCUCAUGUGACUGAUACAGUGCAGGCCGGAACAUCUCAUAUGACUGAAACAGCACAAACCGGAACAUCUCAUGUGAUUGAUAUAACAGAAGCAGAAACAUCUACUGUUCCUGAAACAGUACAGGCCGGAACAUCUCAUGUAUCUGAUACAACAGAAGCAGAAACAUCUCAUGUAACAGAUACAACAACUGCAGAAACAUCUACUGUGACUGAUACAGCACAGGCCGGAACAUCGCAUGUAACAGAUACAACAACAACAGCAGAAACAUCUACUGUACCAGAUACAGCACAGGCUGAAACAUCUCAUAUAACAGAUACAACAACAGCAGAAAUAUCUACUGUACCAGAUACAGCACAGGCCGGAACAUCUCAUUUGACUGAUACAACAGUAGAAACAUCUACUGUACCAGAUACAGCACAGGCCGGAACAUCUCAUGUAACAGAUACAACAACAGCAGAAAUAUCUACUGUACCAGAUACAGCACAGGCCGGAACAUCUCAUGUAACAGAUACAACAACAGCAGAAAUAUCUACUGUACCAGAUACAGCACAGGCCGGAACAUCUCAUGUAACAGAUACAACAACAGCAGAAAUAUCUACUGUACCAGAUACAGCACAGGCCGGAACAUCUCAUUUGACUGAUACAACAGUAGAAACAUCUACUGUACCAGAUACAGCACAGGCCGGAACAUCUCAUGUAACAGAUACAACAACAGCAGAAAUAUCUACUGUACCAGAUACAGCACAAGCCGGAACAUCUCAUGUAACAGACACUACAACAGUAGAAACAUCUACUGUAACAGAUACAGCACAGGCUGGAACAUCUCAUGUGACUGAUGUAACAGUAGCAGAAACAUCUUAUGUGACAGAUACAGCACAGGCCGGAACAUCUCAUGUAACAGAAUUAACACCAGAAACUUUUCAUGUAACUGAUACUGCACAGGCCAAUACAUCUCAUAUGACUGAUGUAACAGUAGCAGAAACAUCUACAAUGCCUGAUACAGCACAGGCUGGAACAUCUCAUGUAACAGAUACAACAGAAGCAGAAACAUCUGCUGUGACUGAAACAGCACAGGCCGGAACAUCUCAUGUAACAGAUACAACAACAGCAGAAACAUCUGCUGUGACUGAAACAGCACAGGCCGGAACAUCUCAUGUAACAGAUACAACAACAGCAGAAACAUCUACUGUAUCAGAUACAGCACAGGCUGGAACAUCUCAUGUUACAGAUACAACAGCAGAAACAUCUACUGUACCAGAUACAGCACAGGCCGGAACAUCUCAUGUAACAGAUACAACAACAGCAGAAACAUCUACUGUACCAGAUACAGCACUGGCUGGAACAUCUCAUGUGACUGAUAGAACAGAAGUAGAAACAUCUACUAUGACUGAUACAGCACAGGCCGGAACAUCUCAUGUAACAGAUACAACAACAGCAGAAACAUCUACUGUACCAGAUACAGCACAGGCUGGAACAUCUCAUGUAACUGAUAAAACAACAGCAGAAACUUCUACUGUACCAGAUACAGCACAGGUUGGAACAUCUCAUGUAACAGAUACAACAACAGCAAAAACAUCUCAUGUAACUGAUACAGCACAGGCCGGAACAUCUCAUGUAACAGAUACAACAACAGCAGAAACAUCUACUAUGACUGAUACAGCACAGGCCGGAACAUCUCAUGUGACUGAUAUAACAGAAGCAGAAACAUCAUAUGUGACUGAUACAGCACAGGCCGGAACAUCUCAUGUAACAGAUACAACAACAGCAGAAACAUCUACUAUAACUGAUACAGCACAGGCCGGAACAUCUCAUGUGACUGAUAUAACAGAAGCAGAAACAUCAUAUGUGACUGAUACAGCACAGGCCGGAACAUCUCAUGUAACAGAUACAACAACAGCAGAAACAUCUACUAUAACUGAUACAGCACAGGCUGGAACAUCUCAUGUGACUGAUACAACAGCAGAAACAUCUACUGUAGCAGAUACAGCACAGGCUGGAACAUCUUAUGUGACUGAUACAGCACAGGCCGGAACAUCUCAUGUAACAGAUACAACAACAACAGCAGAAACAUCUACUGUACCAGAUACAGCACAGGCUGAAACAUCUCAUAUAACAGAUACAACAACAGCAGGAAUAUCUACUGUACCAGAUACAGCACAGGCCGGAACAUCUCAUUUGACUGAUACAACAGUAGAAACAUCUACUGUACCAGAUACAGCACAGGCCGGAACAUCUCAUGUAACAGAUACAACAACAGCAGAAAUAUCUACUGUACCAGAUACAGCACAGGCCGGAACAUCUCAUGUAACAGACACAACAACAGCAGAAAUAUCUACUGUACCAGAUACAGCACAGGCCGGAACAUCUCAUGUAACAGAUACAACAACAGCAGAAACAUCUACUAUAACUGAUACAGCACAGGCCGGAACAUCUCAUGUGACUGAUAUAACAGAAACAGAAACAUCAUAUGUGACUGAUACAGCACAGGCCGGAACAUCUCAUGUAACAGAUACAACAACAGCAGAAACAUCUACUAUAACUGAUACAGCACAGGCUGGAACAUCUCAUGUGACUGAUACAACAGCAGAAACAUCUACUGUAGCAGAUACAGCACAGGCUGGAACAUCUUAUGUGACUGAUACAGCACAGGCCGGAACAUCUCAUGUAACAGAUACAACAACAACAGCAGAAACAUCUACUGUACCAGAUACAGCACAGGCUGAAACAUCUCAUAUAACAGAUACAACAACAGCAGGAAUAUCUACUGUACCAGAUACAGCACAGGCCGGAACAUCUCAUUUGACUGAUACAACAGUAGAAACAUCUACUGUACCAGAUACAGCACAGGCCGGAACAUCUCAUGUAACAGAUACAACAACAGCAGAAAUAUCUACUGUACCAGAUACAGCACAGGCCGGAACAUCUCAUGUAACAGACACAACAACAGCAGAAAUAUCUACUGUACCAGAUACAGCACAGGCCGGAACAUCUCAUGUAACAGAUACAACAACAGCAGAAAUAUCUACUGUACCAGAUACAGCACAGGCCGGAACAUCUCAUGUAACAGAUACAACAACAGCAGAAAUAUCUACUGUACCAGAUACAGCACAGGCCGGAACAUCUCAUGUAACAGACACAACAACAGCAGAAAUAUCUACUGUACCAGAUACAGCACAAGCCGGAACAUCUCAUGUAACAGACACUACAACAGUAGAAACAUCUACUGUAACAGAUACAGCACAGGCUGGAACAUCUCAUGUGACUGAUACAACAACAGCAGAAAUAUCUACUGUACCAGAUACAGCACAGGCCAGAACAUCUCAUGUAACAGACACAACAACAGCAGAAAUAUCUACUGUACCAGAUACAGCACAGGCCGGAACAUCUCAUGUAACAGAUACAACAACAGCAGAAAUAUCUACUGUACCAGAUACAGCACAGGCCGGAACAUCUCAUGUAACAGACACAACAACAGCAGAAAUAUCUACUGUACCAGAUACAGCACAAGCCGGAACAUCUCAUGUAACAGACACUACAACAGUAGAAACAUCUACUGUAACAGAUACAGCACAGGCUGGAACAUCUCAUGUGACUGAUGUAACAGUAGCAGAAACAUCUUAUGUGACUGAUACAGCACAGGCCGAAACAUCUCAUUUGACUGAUACAACAGUAGAAACAUCUACUGUACCAGAUACAGCACAGGCCGGAACAUCUCAUGUAACAGAAUUAACACCAGAAACUUUUCAUGUAACUGAUACUGCACAGGCCAAUACAUCGCAUAUGACUGAUGUAACAGUAGCAGAAACAUCUACAAUGCCUGAUACAGCACAGGCUGGAACAUCUCAUGUAACAGAUACAACAGAAGCAGAAACAUCUGCUGUGACUGAAACAGCACAGGCCGGAACAUCUCAUGUAACAGAUACAACAACAGCAGAAACAUCUACAAUGCCUGAUACAGCACAGGCUGGAACAUCUCAUGUAACAGAUACAACAGAAGCAGAAACAUCUGCUGUGACUGAAACAGCACAGGCCGGAACAUCUCAUGUAACAGAUACAACAACAGCAGAAACAUCUACUGUAUCAGAUACAGCACAGGCUGGAACAUCUCAUGUUACAGAUACAACAGCAGAAACAUCUACUGUACCAGAUACAGCACAGGCCGGAACAUCUCAUGUAACAGAUACAACAACAGCAGAAACAUCUACUGUACCAGAUACAGCACAGGCUGGAACAUCUCAUGUAACAGAUACAGCACAGGCUGGAACAUCUCAUGUAACAGAUACAACAGCAGAAACUUCUCAUGUAUCUGAUACAGCACAGGCCGAUACAUCUCAUGUGACUGAUAUAACAGAAGCAGAAACAUCUACUGUGACUGAAACAGCACAGGCUGGAACAUCUCAUGUGACUGAUACAACAGAAGCAGAAACAUCUCAUGUGACUGAUACUGCACAGUCCGGAACAUCUCAUGUAACAGAUACAACAACAGCAGAAACAUCUACUGUGACUGAUACAGCACAGGCUGGAACAUCUCAUGUGACUGAUACUGCACAGUCCGGAACAUCUCAUGUAACAGAUACAACAACAGCAGAAACAUCUACUGUGACUGAAACAGCACAGGCUGGAACAUCUCAUGUGACUGAUACAACAGAAGCAGAAACAUCUCAUGUGACUGAUACAGCACAGUCCGGAACAUCUCAUGUAACAGAUACAACAAAAGCAGAAACAUCUACUGUGACUGAUACUGCACAGGCCGGAACAUCUCAUGUGACUGAUACAACAACAGCAGAAACAUCUACUGUACCAGAUACAGCACAGGCCGGAACAUCUCAUAUGACUGAUACAACAGAAGCCGAAACAUCUACUGUGACUGAAACAGCACAGGCUGGAACAUCUCAUGUGACUGAUACAACAGAAGUUGAAACAUCUACUAUGACUGAUACAACACAGGCCGGAACAUCUCAUGUAACAGAUACAACAGCAGAAACAUCUACUGUACCAGAUACAGCACAGGCUGGAACAUCUCAUGUUACAGAUACAACAGCAGAAACAUCUACUGUACCAGAUACAGCACAGGCCGGAACAUCUCAUAUGACUGAUACAACAGAAGCCGAAACAUCUACUAUGACUGAUACAACACAGGCUGGAACAUCUCAUGUGACUGAUACAACAGUAGCAGAAACAUCUACUGUACCAGAUACAGCACAGGCCGGAACAUCUCAUAUAACAGAUACAACAGCAGAAACUUCUCAUGUAACUGAUACUGCACAGGCCGAUACAUCUCAUAUGACUGAUGUAACAGAAGCAGAAACAUCUACAAUGCCUGAUACAACACAGGCUGGAACAUCUCAUGUAACAGAUACAACAGAAGCAGAAACAUCUACUAUGACUGAUACAGCACAGGCCGGAACAUCUCAUGUGACUGAUACAACAACAGCAGAAACAUCUACUGUACCAGAUACAGCACAGGCCGGAACAUCUCAUAUGACUGAUACAACAGAAGCCGAAACAUCUACUGUGACUGAAACAGCACAGGCUGGAACAUCUCAUGUGACUGAUACAACAGAAGUUGAAACAUCUACUAUGACUGAUACAACACAGGCUGGAACAUCUCAUGUGACUGAUACAACAGUAGCAGAAACAUCUACUGUAUCAGAUACAGCACAGGCCGGAACAUCUCAUGUAACAGAUACAACAGCAGAAACAUCUACUGUACCAGAUACAGCACAGGCUGGAACAUCUCAUGUUACAGAUACAACAGCAGAAACAUCUACUGUACCAGAUACAGCACAGGCCGGAACAUCUCAUAUGACUGAUACAACAGAAGCCGAAACAUCUACUAUGACUGAUACAACACAGGCUGGAACAUCUCAUGUGACUGAUACAACAGUAGCAGAAACAUCUACUGUACCAGAUACAGCACAGGCCGGAACAUCUCAUAUAACAGAUACAACAGCAGAAACUUCUCAUGUAACUGAUACUGCACAGGCCGAUACAUCUCAUAUGACUGAUGUAACAGAAGCAGAAACAUCUACAAUGCCUGAUACAACACAGGCUGGAACAUCUCAUGUAACAGAUACAACAGAAGCAGAAACAUCUACUAUGACUGAUACAGCACAGGCCAGAACAUCUCAUGUAACAGAUACAACAACAGCAGAAACAUCUACUGUACCAGAUACAGCACAGGCCGGAACAUCUCAUGCGACUGAUACAACAGAAGCUGAAACAUCUCAUGUGACUGAUAAAACAGAAGCAGAAACAUCUUAUGUAUCUGAUACAGCACAGGCCGAAACAUCUCAUGUAACAGAUACAACAACAGCAGAAACAUCUACUGUACCAGAUACAGCACAGGCUGGAACAUCUCAUAUAACAGAUACAACAACAGUAGAAACAUCUACUUUACCAGAUACAGCACAGGCUGGAACAUCUCAUAUAACAGAUACAACAACAGUAGAAACAUCUACUUUACCAGAUACAGCACAGGCUGGAACAUCUCAUGUAACAGAUACAACAGCAGAAACUUCUCAUGUGACUGAUACAGCACAGGCCGAUACAUCUCAUGUGACUGAUAUAACAGAAGCAGAAACAUCUACUGUGACUGAAACAGCACAGGCCGGAACAUCUCAUGUAUCUGAUACAGCACAAGCCGGAAAAUCACAUGCAACAGAUACAACAACAGCAGAAACAUCUACUGUACCAGAUACAGCACAGGCUGGAACAUCUCAUAUAACAGAUACAACAACAGUAGAAACAUCUACUUUACCAGAUACAGCACAGGCUGGAACAUCUCAUGUAACAGAUACAACAGCAGAAACUUCUCAUGUACCAGAUACAGCACAGGCCGAUACAUCUCAUGUGACUGAUAUAACAGAAGCAGAAACAUCUACUGUGACUGAAACAGCACAGGCUGGAACAUCUCAUGUGACUGAUACAACAGAAGCAGAAACAUCUCAUGUGACUGAUACUGCACAGUCCGGAACAUCUCAUGUAACAGAUACAACAAAAGCAGAAACAUCUACUGUGACUGAUACAGCACAGGCCGGAACAUCUCAUGUAACAGAUACAACAACAGCAGAAACAUCUACUGUGACUGAUACAGCACAGACCGGAACAUCUCAUAUAACAGAUACAACAACAGUAGAAACAUCUACUGUGACUGAUACUGCACAGGCCGGAACAUCUCAUGUGACUGAUACAGCACAGGCCGGAACAUCUCAUGUAACAGAUACAACAACAGCAGAAACAUCUACUGUACCAGAUACAGCACAGGCCGGAACAUCUCAUGUGACAGAUACAACAGAAGCCGAAACAUCUACUGUGACUGAAACAGCACAGGCCGGAACAUCUCAUGUAACAGAUACAACAACAGCAGAAACAUCUACUGUGACUGAUACAGCACAGACCGGAACAUCUCAUAUAACAGAUACAACAACAGUAGAAACAUCAACUGUGACUGAUACUGCACAGGCCGGAACAUCUCAUGUGACUGAUACAGCACAGGCCGGAACAUCUCAUGUAACAGAUACAACAACAGCAGAAACAUCUACUGUACCAGAUACAGCACAGGCCGGAACAUCUCAUGUGACUGAUACAACAGAAGUUGAAACAUCUACUAUGACUGAUACAACACAGGCUGGAACAUCUCAUGUAACAGAUACAACAACAGCAGAAACAUCUACUGUGACUGAUACAGCACAGACCGGAACAUCUCAUAUAACAGAUACAACAACAGUAGAAACAUCUACUGUGACUGAUACUGCACAGGCCGGAACAUCUCAUGUGACUGAUACAGCACAGGCCGGAACAUCUCAUGUAACAGAUACAACAACAGCAGAAACAUCUACUGUACCAGAUACAGCACAGGCCGGAACAUCUCAUGUGACAGAUACAACAGAAGCCGAAACAUCUACUGUGACUGAAACAGCACAGGCCGGAACAUCUCAUGUAACAGAUACAACAACAGCAGAAACAUCUACUGUGACUGAUACAGCACAGACCGGAACAUCUCAUAUAACAGAUACAACAACAGUAGAAACAUCUACUGUGACUGAUACUGCACAGGCCGGAACAUCUCAUGUGACUGAUACAGCACAGGCCGGAACAUCUCAUGUAACAGAUACAACAACAGCAGAAACAUCUACUGUACCAGAUACAGCACAGGCCGGAACAUCUCAUGUGACUGAUACAACAGAAGUUGAAACAUCUACUAUGACUGAUACAACACAGGCUGGAACAUCUCAUGUGACUGAUACAACAGUAGCAGAAACAUCUACUGUAUCAGAUACAGCACAGGCUGGAACAUCUCAUAUAACAGAUACAACAGCAGAAACAUCUACUGUACCAGAUACAGCACAGGCUGGAACAUCUCAUAUAACAGAUACAACAGCAGAAACUUCUCAUGUAACUGAUACUGCACAGGCCGAUACAUCUCAUAUGACUGAUGUAACAGAAGCAGAAACAUCUACUGUGACUGAAACAGCACAUGCCGGAACAUCUCACUUGACUGUUACAACAGAAGCAGAAACAUCUACUGUACCAGAUACAGCACAGGCCGGAACAUCUCAUGCGACUGAUACAACAGAAGCUGAAACAUCUCAUGUGACUGAUACAACAGAAGCUGAAACAUCUCAUGUGACUGAUAAAACAGAAGCAGAAACAUCUUAUGCAUCUGAUACAGCACAGGCCGAAACAUCUCAUGUAACAGAUACAACAACAGCAGAAACAUCUACUGUACCAGAUACAGCACAGGCUGGAACAUCUCAUAUAACAGAUACAACAACAGUAGAAACAUCUACUGUACCAGAUACAGCACAGGCUGGAACAUCUCAUGUAACAGAUACAGCACAGGCUGGAACAUCUCAUGUAACAGAUACAACAGCAGAAACUUCUCAUGUGACUGAUACAGCACAGGCCGAUACAUCUCAUGUGACUGAUAUAACAGAAGCAGAAACAUCUACUGUGACUGAAACAGCACAGGCUGGAACAUCUCAUGUGACUGAUACAACAGAAGCAGAAACAUCUCAUGUGACUGAUACUGCACAGUCCGGAACAUCUCAUGUAACAGAUACAACAACAGCAGAAACAUCUACUGUGACUGAUACAGCACAGACCGGAACAUCUCAUAUAACAGAUACAACAACAGUAGAAACAUCUACUGUGACUGAUACAGCACAGGCUGGAACAUCUCAUGUAACAGAUACAACAACAGCAGAAACAUCUACUGUACCAGAUACAGCACAGGCUGGAACAUCUCAUAUGACUGAUACAACAGAAGCCGAAACAUCUACUGUGACUGAAACAGCACAGGCUGGAACAUCUCAUGUGACUGAUACAACAGUAGCAGAAACAUCUACUGUACCAGAUACAGCACAGGCUGGAACAUCUCAUAUAACAGAUACAACAACAGUAGAAACAUCUACUUUACCAGAUACAGCACAGGCUGGAACAUCUCAUGUAACUGAUACAACAGCAGAAACUUCUCAUGUGACUGAUACAGCACAGGCCGAUACAUCUCAUGUGACUGAUAUAACAGAAGCAGAAACAUCUACUGUGACUGAUACAACACAGGCCGGAACAUCUCAUGUAUCUGAUACAGCACAAGCCGGAACAUCACAUGCAACAGAUACAACAACAGCAGAAACAUCUACUGUACCAGAUACAGCACAGGCUGGAACAUCUCAUGUAACAGAUUCAACAGCAGAAACAUCUCAUGUACCAGAUACUGCACAGGCCGAAACAUCUCACGUGACUGAUAUAACAGAAGCAGAAACAUCUACAGUGCCUGAUACAGCACAGGCCGCAACAUCUCAUGUAACAGAUACAACAACAGCAGAAACAUCUACUGUACCAGAUACAGUACAGGCUGGAACAUCUCAUGCGACUAAUACUGCACAUGCUGGAACAUCUCAUGUGACUGAUACAGCACAGGCCGAAACAGCUCAAGUGACUGAUAUGACAGCAGCGGAAACAUCUACUGUAGCUAAAACAGUACAGGCUGGAACAUCUCAAGCGACUGAUACAACAGAAGCAGAAACAUCUUAUGUGACUGAUACAGCACAGGCUCGAACAUCUCAUGUGACUGAAACUGCACAGGCCAAUACAUCUCAAGUGACUGAUAUAACAGAGGUAGACACAUCUACUGUGCCUGAAACAGUACAGGCCGGAACAUCUCAAGUGACUGAUACAGUGCAUUCCAGAACAUCUCAUAUGACUGAUACAGUGCUGACAAGAACAUCUCAUCUAACUUAUACAACAGCAGCAGAAACAUCUACUGUGCCUGAUACAGCACAGGCUGGAACAUCUCAUGUGACAGAUACAAUAACAUCAGAAACAUCUACUGUGCCUGAUACAGCACACACUGGAACAUCUCAUGUGACAGAUACAAGAAAAUCAGAAACAUCUACUGUGCCUGAUACAGCACAGGCUGGAACAUCUCAUGUAACUGAUACAGCACAGGCUCGAACAUCUCAUGUAACUGAUACAGCACAGGCUGGAACAUCUCAUGAGACAAAUACAACAACAGCAGAAACAUCUACUGUGCCUGACACAGCACAGGCUGGAACAUCUUAUGUGACUAACACAAUACAGUCAGAUACACAUUCUACACCUGAUACAACAGCAGAAGAAAUAUCUACAACAGUACCCAGAACAACACCAACUGAAUCAACCGUUUUACCUUAUACAGCCACAGAAAUGUCUCUUGUGACUAACACAACUUGGAUAGAAACUUCUUCGUUACCUGAUACAACAACCGAAAUAUUUUAUGUGUCUACAUCAAGAACCACCACUCCAACAACUGUUUCUAGGCCAAGCCCAGGUUCACAUAUCACCCCAACUCAAACUCCUGAUCCACAGACGGUUACUGCUUCUACCACAACCCAAACAACAGCAGCACCUUACACCGCAACCCGGACAUCACCACCAUCCUUUAUAACAACUCCCGUUACUGCAGCUUCUAUUACAACGUAUCCAACUAUCGCCACCACAAUUACAACUGCUUCUACCACAACCCAAACGACAGCAGCACCUUACACCACGAGCCGAACAACAACACCAUAUUUUAUUAUUACAACACCUGCCGCAACAGCUUCUAUCACAACUUCUCCAACUCUCGCCACCACAAUUAAUACGGCUACUACCAAGGCACCGCUAGAAUGCCAGAAUGGAGGGUUCUUUGAUGGAAUUAAGUGCAUUUGUACAGAACUGUUCUAUGGGUCCCUAUGUGAGUUUAUCAUAGACAGAGUUCCACCCGUCAGGGCAUUUAACACCUCUGUGCAAGUGGAGAUAAAAAUCGAUAAAGAGUAUUCACAGAACCUCAGUGACCCCCAAACUCCGGAGUAUAAGGAAUUUGAAUCAGCAUUUAAAAAAGAGAUGAGAUUGGUGUAUUCUAAUGUCCCUGGCUACCAGGACGUGGAAAUAGAGAGUAUCCGGAGCGGCAGUAUUAUUGUAGAUCAUAAGGUUAUUGCGCAGGUGGAGCUUAAGGAAGAUGUCAAUGUGACCGAUGAGUAUAUAACGAUUGUGGAACAGGUGAAGCAAGAUCUAGAAACAGAAAAAGACAAUUGCACCGGUACACUGUGUAUUUCUGGCAUUUUAAAUGUGACAGAAGAAAAACCUCCCAGUAUGAAUGAUUUAUGUGGCACAAUAAUUCCAGAAGGUUUCAGCGGAUUUUACACCAGUCAGUUUGAUCUUGAUGGCCUGACCUGUGUGUCUUACUGUGAGCCAACGUCCUCUAAUUAUCAGAGCUGUAACGAGGGUAAAUGUGAGAUAAAGAAAGAUAUUGGACCCCGGUGCUUUUGCCCAAAUACAGAUCAAUACAUGUAUAUAUCAGCAACCUGUACAGGGAAGAUUUUAAAAUCAGGUUUAUAUGGAGGCAUUGGAGCAGCCAUCUGUGUCCUGGUUAUAAUAAUCAUCACUGGGGCGUUUUUCUUGUUUAAAGCAAAGACAGAGGAAAGUGGUGAUGAAAACUACUUGUUUGAGGAUAAUGAGGAGACGUAUGUGAAACGCGGCAUCUCCAACCUGUACUCACAAUCCGAAAACAGUGACACAUACACAACCCACUCACACAGGAGUACCUGGUCCAGUGAAGUGGAUUUCAAACCGGCACUAGAGAGAGUAGACACAUCCAUCCAGUUGAAAAUAAAGAGACCGGAGAUCUGUAGUGCGAGAAGCUCAGUGAUCCAAGAGGAGGCUUUGGACUCCACAAUCUAGCUCCUCCAACUAGUCUACAAGAAGUUAUCCAGGAUUCCUCAUCUCAUACCACCAAUAUAGGGAUUAUUACGUACCGGCUCUUAUCACUGUAGCUCCUGUGUGCUGCGGUGUGACCGGCGGGGAUUACCCUGUAAAUCAAAAAUAAAGAACAAUUCCAAGGCCUCAUUUUUUAUGUUUGCUCAAUAUAUUGCGCUGUAUUUCCUUAUUAUUAGUUUGGUAAAACAUUUGGUACAGCGCUAGUGAUUCCUGAGGCACUGAGAAAUAUCUAUGUAAUAACUGUGUGGCAGUACAGAUGGUGUGAUGGUUAGCAUUACUGCCUGACACGGCCAUAACUAUGUGACGUUUGUAUAUUCUCCCAGUACUUGGGUGGGCUUGCUCCAGGUACUCCGGUUUCAGUAGAUUAAGUGGCUUCCAACAAAUAUGAAUCCUAGUGUGUGUGUGUGCGUGUACGGGUGUUUAGGGCGGACUCGAUGGGCCAAGUGGUUCUUUUCUGGAUGUCUGUUUCAUCUCCAGCAUGCACAGUGGGAGCCGAGUCACGUGCACCAAAGACUCCCCAUUGCUGGGGAGCAUGGCUAGGCCUAGCUUUGCAGAAGAAGAGGUCCUAACAGGAUGGAGCAGGCGGGGGCCGGAAUUGGGUGAAGCAGUGUGAGGGUGGGUAGACAGAAGUCAGAGCGGGAUCAGGGA
Pseudophryne corroboree (corroboree frog) is the source of this 14462-nucleotide messenger RNA. Its product is annotated as mucin-4-like. Lineage: Eukaryota; Metazoa; Chordata; Amphibia; Anura; Myobatrachidae. The coding region runs from base 456 to 13778 and encodes 4440 amino acids. The record is from RefSeq and is a predicted model, not a curated record. The transcript is spliced from 13 exons.